AUGGCAAAAGCUAGUAGUAAAAAGAAAUAUUCUGGUAUAACUACCAAUAAACAAGUCGCUGCAGAAAAGCAUUUAAGUUCUGUUUUCAAGUUUAAUACUGAUUUAGGCCAGCAUAUUUUAAAAAACCCAUUAGUUGCCCAGGGGAUUGUAGAUAAAGCAGGAAUCAAACCAUCAGAUGUAGUUCUUGAAGUUGGUCCAGGUACAGGUAAUUUAACUGUAAGGAUUUUAGAACAAGCUCGAAAAGUUGUUGCUGUGGAAAUGGAUCCUAGAAUGGCGGCAGAAUUGACAAAAAGAGUUCAUGGUACGCCUGGCGAAAAGAAAUUAGAGAUUCUAUUGGGUGAUUUUAUGAAGACUGAAUUACCUUACUUUGAUAUUUGUAUUAGUAACACUCCAUACCAAAUUUCCUCACCAUUGGUAUUUAAACUAAUUAAUCAACCAAGACCACCAAGAGUAUCCAUACUUAUGUUUCAAAGGGAAUUUGCACUUAGACUAUUAGCGAAACCUGGUGACUCAUUAUAUUGCCGUCUAUCUGCCAAUGUGCAAAUGUGGGCAAAUGUUACUCAUAUCAUGAAAGUUGGGAAAAAUAACUUUAGACCACCUCCAAAAGUGGAGUCUAGUGUGGUGAGAAUUGAAAUCAAGAAUCCAAGACCGCAGAUCGACUUCAAUGAAUGGGAUGGGUUACUUAGAAUCGUUUUUGUAAGAAAAAACCGUACCAUAUCGGCUGGAUUUAAAUCUAGUACUGUUCUAGAGAUUUUAGAGAAAAAUUAUAAGACGUAUUUAGCCAUGAACAAUGAAAUAGUAGAUGACAGUAAAGGUACUAUGACAGACAUAGUCAAGAACAAAAUUGACACAGUUUUAAAAGAAACUGGUAUGGGUGAUAGGAGAGCAGGGAAAUGUGACCAAAACGAUUUCUUAAAGUUGCUAUAUGCAUUCCAUCAAGUUGGCAUCCAUUUUUCGUAA
This is a messenger RNA of Arxiozyma heterogenica, 960 nucleotides long. RefSeq names its product putative dimethyladenosine transferase (gene DIM1). Gene Ontology annotation, biological process: rRNA methylation. Gene Ontology annotation, molecular function: rRNA (adenine-N6,N6-)-dimethyltransferase activity. The record is from RefSeq and is a predicted model, not a curated record. The transcript has a single exon. NCBI's taxonomy places the organism in Eukaryota, Fungi, Ascomycota, Saccharomycetes, Saccharomycetales, Saccharomycetaceae. Gene Ontology annotation, cellular component: nucleolus. The coding region runs from base 1 to 960 and encodes 319 amino acids.